AUGGGACCAAAAAGGAAACCGCCUAUGUCUAAUGAUUCUAUCGAUCCAACUGAUUCGACUUUUGAAGAUGACUGGGAUAAAUUAGAGAUCAAACUUAACGAGUGGGUUAAAUCAUCACUCCCGGGCCUCGUUACGAGCAUUAUGCAAUCUCACUAAAAUCGUCGACGACUACGGUAUAUCUCAUCGACUGAGUUUCAAAGAUCUCUGGCUGAUAGUAUCAACUUCGAUGCCGCCGGUUCUGAAACUCAACUUGGCUCAUCGGGAAAAAAGAUAAAUGAACUAAUAAAUUCAAAUCAAGCAAAGACAAUCAAACUGGAUGAAGAGUUAACCAAACUUAAGAAUAAUCUAACGCUGAAAGACAAAGCCAUAGCAGGUCUUGAAGAUGACAAUUAUAGACUAUCACAAGAAGUAGACGACUUGGAGCAAUAUACAAGAAGAAACAAUGUUCGCAUCUAUGGAGUUGCUGAACAGCCAGAGGAGAACAGUGAUAAUCUUGCAUUCGACUUCUUCAAAUCUGAACUCAACGUGGAUAUUGCUUCAAAUAACAUAAGUAGAUCUCAUCGUGUAAGCAAGAAAUCUGGAGUCGAACCAAGACCUAUUAUUAUGCGGUUUACUAAGCAUAAUUCUAAAGUUGCGGUCAUGUCUCGCCGCCGUGUGCUCAAGGAACGUAAACGUCCAUUCAACCUUCCAGAGGAUUUAAGAGGGGGGCAUUGGGGUAUAUUAGAAACCGCAAAACCGAAGAAAAAAAUCAUCCAAAACCGAAAACCGCAUACAAAACCGUCAAAAACCGAUACAAUGGUGACAAGUGGGGCAUACAGAGCAAACUAAACUAACACUAAUUUCACCAAAGUAUUUGUGAAUGUCAUGGACUUUGUCUGAAGCCUUCGUAUCUUUUUGUGUCUGCUUAAAUCAUAGGCUUUGUUUCUGCCGCUCUCUCGAGCCCAGACUUUGCGGCUCAAUUUCCGAAAAGCCGCUAGUUAUGGAGCCUAGUUAAUUUGCACACAAGUCCUCUUUAGAAUGGCAAUUUUGCAGUCGCAAAAAGCUAUAGCUCUGGAAACUUCAACCGAAAAUCUCUAAUCGAACAUUUCCAUUUGAUAACUAACACCGGAAAGUUUGGAGACUCGAUUGUCUAACAUGCGAUUGCACUGAGCUGAGUCGACACUGAGGAAGCUAACCGGUACAAUUAGUUCCUUUUCAGUUUUACAUGGCAGCAGGAACUUGCUCUAAGGUUUAAUGUGGUAAUAAACAGAUACUCAAAAAAGCAGUCGAUUACUGAAACUCACUGCCCUUCCAAAAACCAAAAACCACAUCGGGUACCAAAACCGAAAAACCGCUAGUAUUUUUCACGAAAACCGAAAACCAGAUGCUAAAAAACGAAAAAUCCGCAAACCGCAAUGACCACCAAAUCCGAAAAACCGAAGUCUUUUGCAACAAAAACCGAAAAACCAAUCCAAAAAAUAGCCAAAACCGCAAAACCGAAAAUCCCAAUGCCCCCCUCAUUUAACCAUCAAUCGCCGCGAAAUUCUUAAAUACUUAAACAAGGAUAUUGAAGAAGGCAUUGUCAGCAAAGUCUGGACUGUGGAUGGAGUAAUAUCUUUUCGACCUUCUGGUGACAGCUCUGUCAUCGAACGCUGUACUUCUUUAGAGGAUUGUCAGGAGAUCAUAGCUAAGUAUUGCGAAUAG
Molecule: messenger RNA, 1683 nt
Organism: Porites lobata
Lineage: Eukaryota; Metazoa; Cnidaria; Anthozoa; Scleractinia; Poritidae
Source: the annotation of a GenBank genome assembly